This is a messenger RNA of Siniperca chuatsi (mandarin fish), 3552 nucleotides long. It is a transcript of the gene dnajc12, whose product is annotated as DnaJ (Hsp40) homolog, subfamily C, member 12. Lineage: Eukaryota; Metazoa; Chordata; Actinopteri; Centrarchiformes; Sinipercidae. Gene Ontology annotation, cellular component: cytoplasm. Bases 554 to 1078 code for a protein of 174 amino acids. The transcript is spliced from 5 exons. The record is from RefSeq and is a predicted model, not a curated record.
AUAAUAGCAUGUGAGCCAUGCCAAUCAAUAUCUUUUAUAACAUUUGUAUUACAUGUGGACGUUGAAGUUUUAUUUACAACCUCAAUUACAUGCCUCCUGCAAAUUUAUCAUUUUCAUUUUGCCUCAUACGCUACAUGAUAUGUAGCCCAGUCAUCACAGUUUAUCACAGAGUAAUUUAAUUUGUUUUCUAAUUACUUAAGGCUACCUUUGCCUUUAUUUUAUGCUCGAAAUUUCGACUAGAGUGGGAGCUUUAGUAAGACACUUGAAUGCAGCACACGUCAUAUGAUGAAAAGGGACCACUGAAUUUCCCCCAUAACUCAGGAGAGAUCUCCCUUGACAAUGUUAACCAUUUGACAGUCUCGCCAUUGAUUACCCAAAGCUAGCUGAAAAAAUAACAAAGAGAUCAACUUUGAGAAUAGUGUCAGUGAGUGACCCGCAGCAGCGAGGGGGAGCCCAUCAACGACCCUUGAACCGACAGCUGUUAUCCAGGAGGAUUGCAGAUAUUCAAGCGGCUCCGUUACAAGAAACCAUACACAUUUCAUAACAGUUUUUUAUGGAGGCUGUUUUGAACUGCAAACCAGAGGACUUGGAGGAUUACUACGGGUUAUUAGGAUGUGAUGAAUUGUCGUCGACUGAACAGAUUCUCAACGAAUACAAGAUCCGAGCCUUGGCAUGUCACCCAGACAAACACCUAGACAACCCAAGAGCCGUGGCAGAUUUCCAAAAGUUGCAGGAAGCCAAAGAGGUUUUAUGCAAUGAAACCAAAAGAAAAAACUAUGACCUCUGGAAAAGAAGUGGAGUUACUAUUCCAUUUCAUGACUGGCAAGCCUUGAAUGACUCUGUAAAAACUUCAAUGCACUGGGUUGUGAGAAAAAAGACGGAACCGAUGUUGGAGGCCUCAAAAGCAGAAAUCCCUGACACUUCCCAAGCAGAGGACCUUCAUUCUGAGCAAGAAGCACCAAAGAUCCCUUCAUAUGAUGCCAUGCCAUCCUCAAGUGAUUACUGCCAUCGACGUUUCCGUUGGGCUGCUGACUCGCCAUCUAGUCUGCUGCAGAGGUUUAGAAAUUAUGAAAUAUAAAUAUAUCAACAGUUUAAUUUUGUUGAAAUGUUUGUGUUUUGUGCCUUGUUGUUGUCCUUCUUCAGUUGGGAAUCUGUUAACUGUGGUGUCAAUGUUGUGAAUUGUGAAUAUGUUCUGGCUGUAACUCCACUAAACUUCUCGCAGAAACUGGAAAUCGUGAGCUCUGAAUGUUUCUGUUGCAAGUGUGAAAUACUUUGUCAAACAAACAUCAGACACAUUAGAUUAUGUGAAUCAUUUAAUUUGUUAUUAGUCUUGCUCAUUUGUUAAUUAUGUUCACUACCACACAAUGGAGAAAUGAUCUGAAACUGGAGUUAAUGCUGUAAUGUGUAUUUGUGUUGUUGUCAAGUUCAUAAUGUUGGAAACAUAAAAGUGAAACUUGCUUAUGUGUCUUAUUUAAUGUCUUCAACGUCAAUGUCUUCUAAUUGGAAACAGAACAUUCAAUUUGCCACUGUUGUGCAUUUGCGUGGCAUCAUUACACCUACAGUGAUUUUUGCUUUAAAUAGAGUACCAGUGACUUCCAUUUUUGCUUGAGUGGGGUGGGAUUUUAUCAGAAGUAAUUCAAAACAUCUAACCAAAAGAGAGGCACAAAAUUAGAUUUUGUUUACAUUUGUGGAAACAAAUGAUUUCCCUUAUUUUCAAUGUAACUUGAGUUAUUUUGAGUUUAGGAAUGCAUGUUAUUUGGCUACUACCAUCAUGUUGAUAUUAUAACUGUAAAGGUCUUUCAAAAAAUCAAACAAGUGUAGGUAGAUUAUAAAUGAGUGAAAAUGUUUCACCCCGCUGGCAGAUGACAUGUCAAACUUUUUCUAUAAUUAAAAUGUAUUUAACAAGGCAUAUGAAGUAGAGGCUGGGUUCCAAAUGUUAAGUGUAUGCAGGUGUCAGGAAGUGAUUGAUGACUGGAGUUAUCUCUAUAGAUCUCAGAGCAAACGUGGAAGUAGUAUCACCUCCUGGGGAGGAAGGAAUAGCAACCAGGAAGGAAUCAGGUCCUGCAGUAUGUCCACAAAGCGUUCAAAGAACGAUGUGAACAGUCUGUGAGAAAAUGGCUAACUCGUAUGCUAAGUUUCUUUAGUUCCUGUAGUGAACAACACAUCACAAAAUUCAUUAGAGAAUUUUAUCAAUUGCAGUCUUGAGAGGUUGGACCUUUUCCACCUUGAUAUCCCUUCACUCGCCAACCUAAGCUACAAAAUAAUUAGAGCUGGAAUUGUUAUUAGUGUCUGUAUCAGAUAUUUCAUAAUAAGGAAAAUGAUCAUCAUUUUGAGUAUAUACCUUCUCCAUAUUAGCUGUAAUGUAAAUGGUCUUAAAUGCAUAAAGGUUAGCUCCAUACUUUAAAUAUUACUCAGGCUGUUAUCUUCAGUCAUCCAUGUCUUCAAAUAUUAAUUACAAGAUAAGGACUGGAUAAGGUAAGAUAAGGGCCGGAUCAAAAACGGUAAACAAAGAAGAGGGCAAAUACAAGAACAGAAAAUGUAAAAACAAGCUGUAAUGAUAAAAAAGUAGAUUAGAUCUGAAUAUUAAUCAUGGACAACUGAUAUAUUUUAUCACCUAACCUAUCUUAUCUGCAUUCGAAGGUUAAACUCCAGCUCAGCUUAUUAAUGAAUAACUCUGCAGUACUCUGUCUAACCCUUCAGCCUAGAAAUGAAUUAUGAAGAUAGGAAUAAAUUGAAAUAAAUCUGUACCCAAUAUAAACUGACAUUAAUCUGUGUUCACUAUAAUUACAAUGGCAAUAUUUGUAGCAGUGCACUUAUUUUUUUAAACUUCAACAGCAUUUGUAUGAUUCCUCGCUGUCCUACAGUGCUUAUACUGUAGUGCUUAACAGACACCUCCCAUAUCCAAGAGGCCUGCUUACUUAGUAAAUGGACCUCUGAGGAACCUUUUGUUUUCAGAGUGAGCAAGGCCUGAGGAAGAAGAGGAACCCUGAAGAAUUAGCAGAAAAAUGUCCUUACAUUAUUUAAACUACAAAUUCUAACUACUUAUUACAAUAAGAAUAAUGCAUCAUAUUAUAAAGGGAUCAUAUAAUCGGAUGUUAUGUUGCCGAUCCAAAUUAAAUGAACUUUAGAAAAUGUAAUAUGCUACAUCAGCUCUCAGCACUGCAGCCGCAACGUUUCGUCACUAGAUGCCGCUGUGCGUGCUCAGAUGACGUCACGUUUGCAGAAGCUAAAAGCCCGAUGAGUGCAGCAGUCUCUCGCCGGGUGCGGUGGCGCGCGCCUGUAAUCCAAGCUACCGGGAGGCUGAGGCUGGCGGAUCGUUUGAGCUCAGGAGCUCUGAGCUGCAGCGGACUAUGCCGAUCGGGUGUCCGCACUAAGUUCGGUAUCGAUAUGGUGCUCCUAGGGGAGCCCGGGACCACCAGGUCGUCUAAGGAGGUGCACCGGCCCAGGUCGGAAACGGAGCAGGUCAAAGCCCCCGUGCCGCUCAGUAGUGGGAUCGCGCCUGUGAAUAGACGCUGUAGUGCAGCCUGAGUAAUACAGCGGGACCCAGUCUUU